This is a messenger RNA of Rhodamnia argentea, 1608 nucleotides long. RefSeq names its product NAC domain-containing protein 12-like. The transcript has 3 exons. Gene Ontology annotation, biological process: regulation of DNA-templated transcription. Bases 205 to 1407 code for a protein of 400 amino acids. Gene Ontology annotation, molecular function: DNA binding. The record is from RefSeq and is a predicted model, not a curated record. NCBI's taxonomy places the organism in Eukaryota, Viridiplantae, Streptophyta, Magnoliopsida, Myrtales, Myrtaceae.
GCUUGAGCCCUCCACCUCCUCCCUCCUUCUCCCGGUUCAUCUCUCUUCCAUCUCAAAGGACUAUUUUUUUCUGCUUUUCUCUUCCUUAGGUCUUUUCUCAUGGAGUUGCUCAUCUAGAACAGAAAUCUCCACGCACACAUCCCACUUUCACUCCACACAGUGAGCACAUAGCUUGUCGAUUCGGUCCUUUUGGUGUUGGAGAAGAUGAACCUGUCCAUCAAUGGCCAGUCUCAGGUGCCACCGGGGUUCAGAUUCCACCCCACUGAAGAGGAGCUCCUGCAUUAUUACUUGAGAAAGAAAGUUGCCUAUGAGAAGAUCGACUUGGACGUGAUCCGUGAGGUCGAUCUCAACAAGCUUGAACCAUGGGACAUCCAAGAGAAGUGCAGGAUCGGAUCGACCCCGCAGAACGACUGGUACUUCUUCAGCCACAAGGACAAGAAGUACCCUACCGGCACGAGGACGAACCGAGCGACAGCUGCCGGGUUCUGGAAGGCCACCGGGCGCGACAAAAUCAUCUACAGCGGGUUCAAGCGGAUAGGGUUGAGGAAGACCUUGGUGUUCUACAAGGGACGAGCUCCGCACGGGCAGAAGUCGGAUUGGAUCAUGCACGAGUAUCGGCUGGAUGAGAGCACGCAAGACCCGAGCGCUCUGAGUCCAGCUGGAGAUCCAUCCCCAGAAGAAGGGUGGGUGGUGUGCCGAGUGUUCAAGAAGAAGAACUAUCAGAAAACCCUAGACAGCCCCAAGAGCCCGUCGUCUUCGACCUCCAUGGACUCGAGGACCAUGCAACAGAUGCUCGCCGCCACUGCCAAUGACGGCGUUUUGGACCAGAUACUCUCCUACAUGGGAAGAACGUGCAAGGUCGAAAGCGAGACUCCCACGAGACUCAAUCUCUCGCACAACAAUCACAACCACCACAACAACACCAAGUACUCCGUUUCGAACACCGAUCUCCUCCAUGGGAAGUUCAUGCAUCUCCCGAGGCUUGAGAGCCCAAGCCUCCCUUUACUCCCUGUGGCGAGCUCGCCGUUCGACCAGCAAGACUGCACUUUCAAGCUGUCUUACCACACCAUCGAGGAGAUGCUCGCCGAGACCUCGGGGCACCACGGGAUCGGCAGGUCUCCCACCCCGGAUUGGGUCGCCGUGGACCGGCUGGUGGCGUCUCAGCUCAAUGGCCAAGUCGCCGAGACGCCGAAGCAACUCUCAAGCUGCUUCAGCGAUGACCCCGGUUCUGACGCCGGCGGCCUGAGCAUGGAUGAUGAGGUGCAGCUUUCACACAUCAAAUUGAACAACAAACCUUCGAGUCAGCAAAGCUUGGAGAUGUACGGAUGCGAUGGCAACGACUUGUGGAGCUUCACGAAGCCGCCACCGCUGCCGUCAUCGGACCCGUUACACCAUUUGUCGGUAUAACGGGAGUGCUUUGAGAUAUAUAUCAUAUUAAAACUUAGCCGCUUCCUAAAACCUAGGGCUUCGAUAUGUUGUAACCACGAAGAGAAGAGGCGACCUAGGUUUAUGAAAUAUACAGGUUACGUACAUGCAUGAAGUGAAUAAAAAAAAUAUACUUUGCAAUAUACACAUAUACAUAAUUAUACAUAUGUACAGGCUUUCAUA